AUGUAUACCUGUGGAAAUCGAAAAGUGAUCCCAAAUAUGCCGGAUUUGAUUCUUCGUAAAAUUUUCGAUCAGUAUGAUUAUCCGGUUUUAUGCAAAAUGGAGCGAGUUUGCAAACGAUGGAUGAAUAUUAUUAGUGCGAAAUUUCGGAAGGAGAUUCAUGAAGUUUCCAUUGAGAGGCUGGGCUCCAUGUUUCCCCAAGCCCAUCAAUGCGUUCCUUUCCGUCGUUUAUCCAUCAGCUGCCCAUCCGAUUCGCAUGAUUUCCUGGCUGGCGUAUUCCGUCGAAGCCGUCUCUCGUUCAUGAAAAUGACGACGGACCUAAAUUUCCUUGCUGGAAUCGAUCAGAUCCAUGUAACUAAAGACAAUGGCCGCCGCUAUUUUUCGAAUGUUGAAGAUCUUUGGCUUCUGAUUAUCCACCCUGACGACGAAGUUACUCAACGAUUUCUCAAUAUCGAGGGUACCCUUUUUAGCGAACUACAACAACUUACCCUUCAAGUCCAUGUCGACCCUCGUCACUAUAAAAACGUUGGAGAAAUUGUGAAAAGUUUCAUCCUUCGUUACCCAAAAUCGAAUAUCAAUUUGGAGUUGCAUGCCGAAAAAUCGAUGCACAUUUUGAAUCAGAUCAGUGUUCUUCCCUCGUUGCCAUUGUACAAAAUCAAACUGAUUUGUACUGAUUUCGAUCAGCCACAACUCAGAUUGGAUCAAUUGUACGCGGUUAUGAGGGAGCAAAAUAUUCAAGCGAAGAAUAUUACCAUGAGAGAUUGGUCUCUAUUUGCUGACGGCACGACUCCCGUCUCCUACAACCCUUUGGACACCUUCAGAAUCUCUUCGUGCUCCAUUGAAACCGUCGAUAAUCUAGUUCGAAGUCUCCAAAUGACAGCUUCUCAAUCCACUCAACCAGAAGGCGUUCCACCGGCAAAAAAGAAGAAAGUGGUUAAGAAGAAAAAGGAAACAGAAGUUGUGACUGAAGAAGGAUUGGUUUCGAAACCAAAAAAGAAGAUUGUGAAGAAAAUAGUAAAGAAAAAGAAGCCAGUUGCGUUUAUCAAAAAGUUGGAAGUGGCUGGGCAGUGUACACUCCAUGGGCUCACUUUCUUACAGCAAAAAGCGCAUACCGAACUGGAACGACGUCUGACAACUGUGAUUCCCGAAUUGAACGUAGACUGUAGUGAAAUAUAUUAUUGCUGGUAG
Molecule: messenger RNA, 1185 nt
Organism: Caenorhabditis briggsae
Lineage: Eukaryota; Metazoa; Nematoda; Chromadorea; Rhabditida; Rhabditidae
Exons: 5
Coding region: 1-1185 (394 amino acids)
Molecular function (GO): protein binding
Source: RefSeq, a predicted model, not a curated record